Molecule: messenger RNA, 1120 nt
Organism: Rubroshorea leprosula
Lineage: Eukaryota; Viridiplantae; Streptophyta; Magnoliopsida; Malvales; Dipterocarpaceae
Source: the annotation of a GenBank genome assembly
ACCUACUCCGUUCCUCACUUCAUCAAUCAUCAUCUGCUGCUCAAAAACUUGUGCUGCUGCAUCUCUCUCGACUCUAUCAAGGUAAUCAAGUCUCACUUCCCAGCUAGAUCAGUUCUUGUUCUGGAACAAAUUGGCGAACUGAUUUUUUGCUAGAGGAAAAGGAACAAUUUAUUUCCAAUGCUUAAAUUUGUCUGUAAUAGCUGGGAAAAUGGGAAGCUUCAAUACAAGACUACGAGAUUGGCAAUAUAAAAUCUGGUAGAUUUCACAAAAUUAUCAAAUUGUUGAAAAAAAUGAGGUUGAGUUAGCAAUUUUAUAUCUUUAGCGGGGAUUCCCCAUACCCACAGGACCCUUCAUUCCCUGGAUGGGGAAGUUGGGCAUUUGUUGUCCUCCAUAAAAAAUCCCCGUGGUGAUCCCGUACCCGCCAAUGGCGGGGAGGGGCCAUUCCUAAGUAUCUUCCAGAAGUUAUUUGUUUUGGUUCGGUUACAAUGAAUGUUGUCAACUUUCAAUAGCUGCCCCCUUGGACAUGGAAUUGCACUAAGCAGAUGCUUAACAUCCUUGGAGCUAUGAUUGCGUGUCCAGGCCAAUGCAAAUCUGGUCUAAACACACUAAACUACAAGGGACCUAGGCAUAUGCUAUGUGGGAUUUGUCUCGGUGCUGCAUUUUGAGAUUUGAUUCUUGAUUGGUGGUCCAAGUUGGAACUUUACCAAGUAUAUACUAUUUCCGGAAGGCAAUGCUCAUUAAAUCUCUCUGGUUUCUAUGGGUACUGAAACUUAAAUGAUAGGAAAAAAUUCCAUGUAAAGCAAAAGCAGCAACAAGGAAAGCAGAAUAUAAGAAGUUUAUGACAGCAUAAAAUAAAACACAGGUGUCUAGGACCCCUCGUUUCUGAGAAAGAGGACAUUGAAGAGGUAAUCUGCUUAAAGUUUAUGCUCUUAGUCCUUGCCUUGUCUGUGUGUUUUCAGGUUAUAUUUAAGUUAUCCCAAAUUGCAUCUACUUGUAAGAUAAAAUUGGACCCAUGCUUCUGUAACUGAUGAUUUUCUCUUGUCAAAAAAAUUUUCCCUUGAAACUGCACAAGUGUAUCCCUCUGAAUAGAUUCUGAUUCCAAUAAGAUUUUGCAUUUGCC